Molecule: messenger RNA, 1338 nt
Organism: Yarrowia lipolytica CLIB122
Lineage: Eukaryota; Fungi; Ascomycota; Dipodascomycetes; Dipodascales
Biological process (GO): protein K63-linked deubiquitination
Cellular component (GO): endosome; membrane
Molecular function (GO): K63-linked deubiquitinase activity; protein binding; metal-dependent deubiquitinase activity
Source: RefSeq, a predicted model, not a curated record
AUGUUAUCGAUAGCGGAAAUCGCAGCCAAAGGGCUGGACUACCCCUAUACUAACAACACCAGCUUCCGUGUAUGGAUCCACGUGGUUGGCACGGUUCUGCGCGAGGCUGAAAUUUACCGCGAUGAUGGUGAUUUCGAGAAGGCUUAUCUGCUGUACACGCGGUUCGCAGACCUGUUGCUCAACAAGAUGCCUGGGCAUCCCGGGCUCAAGGCCAACAGGGCGCUAUUCAAGAAAAUGACCGGCAAGAUGCCCGGGGUUCUGCAAGAGAUGCAGCAGCUGAAGAAGGCUCUUGAGGUGCAAAUCACGGAGGAGAAAAAGGCUGAGGAGGAACGACAACGAAAACUACGAGCAUUACAACAAGCCUCCGACAGUGGAAGAAGCGGUGGCAGCAGGGGCAGCGGAAGUACGAGCCGUAUUGACGACCUGAGAUCACAACUUGGUCAAGGAGGCCCAGAUCAUGUGAAUUUGGAAGACUAUUCAUUUGGUCGAUAUGAUACACGACAAGUGUCUGAGCCAAUGUACGAGCAUGGAAACUGGCAACAACAAGCACAUCAUCAACAUGAUACGUUCGACUAUCCCGAUCUCAACCGGGAGUUAUCAUCCGUUCUUUCACCCUACGUUUAUGAGUCCGGACCACUUACGCUGUCGCCUACAGCUGGCCAGAUUCGACUUGCGGACUCACCUCCAGCGAUCCCAGCUAAACCAGCAGCAUUAAAAGCAUCAUAUGAGAAACCAGCCGCCCCAGCACCACCUACAACGUCAUCUUCAUCUGUGGAACACACUUCACGAUACACCACUGAAGGAGGACUGGCCCUGCGGUCCCUGUUCAUUCCGGCUGAGUUGGAGGCCACCUUCCUCAAGGUUGCGCACGCCAACACCGUUAAAAACCUCGAGACCUGCGGUAUUUUAUGCGGGAAGUUGUCGCGAAAUGCAUUCUUCGUCACACAUCUGAUGAUCCCACCUCAGGAAAGCACCUCUGACACGUGUCAGACAACGAAUGAGGAGCUUCUAUUUGAGCAGAUUGAUGAAAAUGAUCUCUUUGUACUCGGAUGGAUCCACACACACCCCACACAGACCUGUUUCAUGUCAUCUGUGGACCUGCAUACCCAGAAUUCGUAUCAGAUCAUGCUGCCUGAGGCUGUGGCUCUUGUGUGCGCGCCUCAGCAUGAUCCCAACUUUGGCAUCUUCAGACUGUCGGAUCCUCCGGGUGUUGACAUUAUCAAGAACUGUAACAGGGGCGGUUUCCACCCGCAUACAGAGGAUAACAUUUACAACAAUGCUCGACAUGCUAUGGUCAAGAACGGUCUCCCGUUCAAGAUGAAGGACCUGAGAUCAUAA